This is a messenger RNA of Prinia subflava (tawny-flanked prinia), 5390 nucleotides long. It is a transcript of the gene TENT4A, whose product is annotated as terminal nucleotidyltransferase 4A. The coding region runs from base 1045 to 3345 and encodes 766 amino acids. The record is from RefSeq and is a predicted model, not a curated record. Gene Ontology annotation, biological process: RNA 3'-end processing. Gene Ontology annotation, molecular function: mRNA binding; poly(A) RNA polymerase activity. Gene Ontology annotation, cellular component: TRAMP complex; nucleolus. Lineage: Eukaryota; Metazoa; Chordata; Aves; Passeriformes; Cisticolidae. The transcript has 12 exons.
ACUCUCUGCUGCUCAGCCUCCCCAAAGGACGUCUGCCUGCACUUGCUUCUCCUCUGAAUUGGUCCUCAAAAUCCACCCUUUUAUUUUUGUGGGAACUGGGCUGCACUUCUCCAGAGGGGAUGAGGUUUGGCAUGGAGGGGUCAGACUCUGCAGGAUUUGUGAGAAACCAACACAGAGGCAGGGCUGCGCCUGCACCGGCCAGUCACGGACAUUAAGGGAAGACAAGUGAGAGGGAACCUCAAGAAUGUAAGUAUCUGAAGGAAAAGUGUCAAGAGGGGAGUCAGGCUCUUCUCGGUGGUGCCAAGCAAUAGGACAAGAAGCCAAGUGCAGCAACUGAUGUAAAGGAAGUUCUACCUGAACAUGAGGAAGAACCUCUUUUCUGUGUGAGUGACUACACUGGAACAGGUUGCUCAGGGAGCUUGUCAAGUCUCCCUCACUGGAGACACUCAAGAACUGUCUGGGAUGCAAUCGCCUGCCCGGUGCUCUGGGAUGUGUCUGCUCGAGCAGGCAGGCUGCACCGCUUGCAGCCUGGCCCAUUCCGUGACUCUGGGAGUCGGGGAGCGGCGGCUCCCGCGCCGGGCCCGAGGCACGGCCGCCCCGCUCCGCGCCGGCGCGGGCGGGCGAGCGCCGGGCGGGGGAGCAUUCCCAGCUCCCGUCUCCUCCCGCUUCCCGCGCAUGUGCGGUUGCCAGGGCGGCCGUCUCCGGUGAAGGUUUAAAAUCUGCGGGACAUGCGCAGUGCCGCUUCUGGCCCUGGCGAGGGGGACACGCCACAUUGGAACGGCGAGCGGAGAGCUCCGGGCAGCGCCGGGUACAGUUUGCGCCGCAUUCGCUUCCUCCCGAGCCGCGCUCGCCUCGCCCGGCUCUGCCUCCGGCCGCCCUGCCGCCCUCCCUGGCUCUCUCCUCCCCGCGACACAUGCCGCUGCUGCCGGGCCGCUCCUAGCGCCGCUGCCGGGCCGAGCGAGCGAGGGAGCGGGCGGUGAGCGGGCGGCGGCGCGGAGCUCUGGCCGGGCGGUGAGGGACGGCGGCGGCGGCGGGCGGGCGUGGAUGGAUCCCCGCGUGGCCUGGAUCCAGCCCGAGCAGAAAGGACCCGCGAAUGCGCUGUGGAUGCAGAUCUGGGAGACCUCGCAGGGCGUGGGGGGCCGGGGCGGCGCCAGCUUCCCGCACUACCUCUGCCUCAACUCCCCGGCGCUGGACUCUGCCGCCUCUCCGCCCCGCGGGCACGGCUGCGUGCGGCUCGGGGCGCCCGGCGCCUGCUGCUCCUCUUCCUCGCCGCCUUCGCCUUCGCCUUCCCCGCCGGCCCUGCUGACCGGACUGGUGCCCGCUGUCCCCGGCGGCCCCGCGGCGGUGAACGGCGGCGGCGAGGGAGGGCGGCGGCUGCAGAAGUCGCCUUCCGUGUCUUCCUCGUCCUCCUGCUCGUCGGUGGAGUCCGGCACCGAGAGCCCCGGCUUCUCCUCCUCGGGAUCGUGCAGCGGUGGCGGAGGCGGCGGCUCCUCCUCUUCCUCCGGCGGCCCCCGGGCGGUGGCGGUGGCUCCUCCCGGGCUGCUGGGCAGCGGGGCCGGACCCGGCGAGUUUUUUAACUUCCACGAGAACAAAGUGAACGCUGUGAAUGGGCACCACCAGCCGCCGCACCCGGCGCGCAGCCCGCACCCGCCCCCGGCGUCUCCCCAGCAGCACCAGUACCACCCGGGCCGCAGGAAACGGGAGAAUAAAGCCAGCACCUAUGGCAUGAAUUACCUGCUCUCCGGCAGCCGCGGCGUCGCCGUCAACAACUCCCCCCACCAGCAGCGGCAGCCGCCUCAGCCAGCGCUGCAGAGCCCCGGCACCCCCUGGAAGACCAGGAAAUACAGCCCGGGCGUGCAGGGACUACAUGAAGAAAUCAUUGACUUCUAUGACUUCAUGUCCCCUCGUCCUGAAGAAGCAGCUAUGAGAAGAGAAGUGGUAAAAAGGAUAGAAACAGUCAUCAAGGAUCUUUGGCCUACCGCUGAUGUCCAGAUAUUUGGCAGCUUUAGUACAGGGCUUUAUCUUCCAACUAGUGAUAUUGAUCUAGUUGUUUUUGGGAAAUGGGAACGACCCCCUUUACAGCUGUUGGAGCAGGCACUGAGAAAACACAAUGUGGCUGAGCCAUAUUCCAUUAAAGUACUUGACAAAGCUACGGUACCAAUAAUAAAACUCACUGACCAGGAGACAGAAGUGAAAGUUGACAUCAGUUUUAAUGUAGAGACUGGUGUGAAGGCAGCUCGAUUUAUCAAGGAAUACAUGAAGAAAUAUUCUUUGCUACCUUACUUGAUUUUAGUAUUAAAACAGUUCCUCCUUCAGAGGGAUUUGAAUGAAGUUUUUACUGGUGGAAUUAGCUCUUACAGCCUAAUUUUAAUGGCAAUUAGUUUCCUGCAGCUACAUCCAAGAAUUGAUGCCAGAAGAGCUGAUGAAAACCUUGGAAUGCUUCUAAUAGAAUUUUUUGAACUCUAUGGAAGGAAUUUUAACUACUUGAAAACUGGUAUUAGAAUAAAAAAUGGAGGUGCCUAUAUUGCCAAAGAAGAAAUCAUGAAAGUCAUGACUAAUGGAUACAGACCAUCCAUGCUCUGUAUUGAAGAUCCUCUCCUGCCUGGAAACGACGUUGGCAGAAGUUCUUACGGUGCCAUGCAAGUGAAACAAGUUUUUGAUUAUGCCUACAUUGUUCUUAGCCAUGCAGUAUCACCACUUGCAAGAUCAUAUCCAAAUAGAGAUUCUGAGAGCACAUUAGGUAGAAUCAUCAAAGUGACCCAAGAAGUGAUUGACUACAGGGCCUGGAUUAAAAAGAAGUGGGGGAGCAAAAUUAAUUUAUCACCUGAACUUGAUAAUAGGUUGAAAAUAAGAGACCAGAUAGCUCUCUGCAAUGGAGAACAGCAGCAGAACAGAGACUCUGAACCAUCUUACAAUCAACACUUGGCAUUGUCAUUGGCCAGUACACAACAGUUAUCCUCUGGUUCAUCUGCCUCUUCUGUGUCAUCGCUCUCCAGCAGUGACAUUGAAUCAGAUACAGCACCUUGCACAGCUCCUAAUGUUUACCAGUUCAGUCUUCAAGCACCGACUCAGCUUAUGGCCAGUUUAGCACCCGCAUUGCCCCUGCCAAGUGGUAAACCCCAAUCUGCGCCUCCGAGAGCCCUGAUAAUGGCCGCCAGUAACCAGCAGCACAGUGGAAUGAAGUUUUCCAUGAAAGGAACUCAUAACCAAGGCAACAGCUACAGCCCUGUCAGCAGUGGAGGCAUGAGGCAACCAGUUGGUAACCGGGGACACCACCAGUACAAUCGUAAUAUAUGGAGAAGGAAAAAACACAGAGACAGCUUGCCCAUUAGUCUGAGCAGAUAAUGGCAGGUGCCAAAAUGACCUUCCCAGUUCACACAAACUGAGUGCGUGCCACUCGACUUGAGGGAUGGAGACCAGCGUCCAGCACAUCGUUUUAUUGGUGUUGCCAAAUAUCUGCAGCUGACUUCUUUGCAUGUUUCUUUGUGUGGUGGUUCAGUCCAUCUUCAAGAAGUAGUUGUGCUUAUCUGUGAAGCCUUAUUAAAUGUGGAAGUUUGUUUUCUGCCUUCCCACAAUGGUUCAUUCAGUGCCGAAGCAGCUCUGACAAUAGAACUGCAAGGACAUUUACAAAUGCUGUAGCUUUUUUGCUGUGGCUAUAUCUGUUCCUUUUCUUUUAUUUUAGAAGUGAAGGAAACUUCAGCCCCUUGGAAUUAUUUUUUUUUCUUCAUUGCAGCAAAUCAAGUUGGGAAUUCAUCAGAUUAAAUUUGCUGCUCUCCUGGUUUAUUUUUUUUUUCAAAGCUCAUUUUUUUUCUCUGUAAAUAUUGGAAGUAUGAUUUGUGCAAUAACUUGGAUUUUUUUAAUUUAAUUUCAUAUUAUCGCAUAAGUUAUAUUUAAGGGGAAGAGGUUUUUUUAAUUUACAGAUCCUUUCCCAGGUUGCAUUAUCUAAGUUGGGGUCAUAGUUUUGGCAGGUUGUCUGAGCAGUGUUAUAAACAUGACAUUUGGUAAUAUUUGAGGCUUCUUGAUUCACAAUGAAAGUGCGAUUUGGCUUACAGUUUUAAGAAUUUACUAAGCUCCAAAGCAUUUUGACCCUGUGUUUUUUAGCUCAUUGUCUGGCCUCUAUCAGUCGUCUUGCUCUGACCAAUGAGUUUUAAUUUUCUUUAACUAGACAACAAAUUGAACAUUUGUAGUACCAGAAGUAAAACUUUUGAGAGGAACGGGGAAAAGGUUGGUUCAAGUCCUGAUACGAAAUUAAAAAGCUGUGAACUACAUGCUUUGAUGCAUUUUAGUAACGUAACCUGUUAAUGUUUGAAUUGAAACAACACUAUUAAACAGAGGUACCCGGCUUAAGGAAUGUGGAGAAAGGAAAUAUGUUGAUUCCAUUAAGGAAUCUGUAUAGUAGUAUGCAUUAGUUCUGUUAAGAGCAAAUAUAUAAAAAGUACUUCAGCUGCUCUAAGCAUUACAAGAAGUAUCUUUUAAUGUGUUGCAGGAGAGCACAGCCCAGUGUUGUACACAGUAUGAGUGGCUGGCACUUAAUUUACAGAUGCAUACAGGUAUACUAUGCAAGUGUGUAUUGCCAUGACAAACACUGUCUUUAACUUUUUGAAAAAUGUACAUCCUGCCUAACCCUGAGUUUUUAAAGCACCACAAUUGUCCUGGGAGUAGGUCACAUCUCAUGCCCUCUGGCUUCCCUUUUUUUAAGUGAGAGUUCUUAAGCUAUACAGAAAACUACAGGUGAGUUAUGUAAGUCCACUAGCAGAGAAAGCUGAAGAAUCUUGUUAACAGGACAUCUAUACUGUGUACAGAUAUAGAAGGUUUUAAAACUGGUAUCUGAAUAUUGAAGGUGUCAAGCAUGAAGCUUUUUAAUAUGCUGUAUGCCUUUGAAGCAGAAGUAGUUCAUGUUAUUACUGAAUCUGCCAAACACAAACAGGUCUUUUAGGGGAGAGAGGGCAACAUUCCAAACUAGAGUAGUGCAUAUCUGUUUGCAGAAAGUUUGUCUUAAUGCUCCAGACUCAUCACAAUAAAAAAAGUUCUAAAAAUUGUGAGCUGAUUCAUAAAUAAUAUCUAAGGGCUGUUACAUGAGCCUGUACUGCUUAGUCUUCACACACUAGCAAUAUUGAGCAUAACUACAUUAAAGAGCCUUCAGAGGCUUUAAUUGGUGUCUUAUACUAGCGUCCAUUUUAAAGCAAAACUCAUUUGAAAAGUGGUAUCAUGUAACACUUCAGUCAUGGUGAACCAAAUGAAUUGGCCUGGCUAUCACUGUGGUUAUGUGCUACAGGUUUAAAAAAUGUUUAAAUUUUUUUGUGUGGACAACUAUGUGGAAGCUAAAAUUGACAUAUUUUUAUGUAAAGUUUUCUAUUCUUUGAUUUUUAAUAAACUUUGGAGACCAGUCA